Messenger RNA from Dovyalis caffra, 468 nucleotides. NCBI's taxonomy places the organism in Eukaryota, Viridiplantae, Streptophyta, Magnoliopsida, Malpighiales, Salicaceae. The record is from the annotation of a GenBank genome assembly.
AUGUCUCCUUUAGAUUUCUUCUUUCUUACCCUCAAAACCCUUAAAGGUAAGAGACACCCAAGCAAACCCACAACAAGAAACCGUCUCUCUCUACAACCAGAUUGUUUCUCUCUCCACAGACUGAAAAAGUGUGAAGGGGAAAUGGACAACAGAAGAGCAGCAAACAUGAUACUGUCGAGAGCAAACAGGAUGAAAACGAAAUUACAAUCAUCACUAGAGGCAAGCUUUUUAGAAAUCGAAGACGUUUCACACCAGCACGCAGGCCAUGCUGCCAUGAAAGGCAAUACAGCAGGGGAAACUCAUUUCAAUGUCAAGAUCGUGUCUCCUAAAUUUGAUGGGCUUAAUCCAGUGAAGCGUCACCGCUUGGUUUAUGAUGCACUUGCGGAGGAGUUGCAGUCUGGAUUGCAUGCUCUCUCCAUAGUUGCCAAGACUCCACAAGAAGAAGAAGUAGUAGCUGCAAAAAAGUGA